CCAGUCAACCUCUCACUCUUGACUUUCUCCAGAACAGUCAUCUCUUUCCACUCUUCACUCCCUCAAACUCCCAAUCCCUGACAAACCCUAAAAAUUCCACUGUAAAUAAUAAUAAAAAAAAUACCCAAAGGGAGAGCGAUAACCAUCAAAGAUGACGAUCAAGCAGCUUCUCUCUCUAGCUCGGCGGUUAAGCAAGCCUUCCUCUUCUUUCAACAUAUCCCGUUCGUCUUCCUCCGCCGCAUCUCGUCUCGCCGCCGCUGCCACUUCGGAUUCUGCUGAAAUCAGCCCUCCUCCACCAACGGCCAUGAUCUACGACAGGUUAUCCCUCUCCGUUAAAUCAAAGCUCCAAAAACUCGAAAACCCCGAUCCCCGUUUCCUCAAAUACGGUUCCCCUCAUCCAGCUGUUGUUUCCCACACGCACAUGCUAUCUUCCCCUGAAACCAAAAUUACAACUUUGCCCAAUGGCCUUCGUGUCGCCACUGAAUCUACUCUAUCUUCCCGCACGGCCACGGUUGGGGUCUGGAUCGAUGCGGGGUCGAGAUUUGAGACUGAAGAGACUAAUGGAACGGCGCACUUCUUGGAGCAUAUGAUAUUUAAAGGGACAGAGAGGAGGUCUGCCAGGGACUUGGAGGAAGAGAUUGAGAAUAUGGGAGGGCAUUUGAAUGCUUAUACAUCGAGGGAGCAAACCACUUAUUACGCUAAAGUUAUGGAUAAAGAUGUAUUUAAAGCGUUGGAUAUAUUGGCUGAUAUUUUGCAGAAUUCGAAGUUUGAGGAACACAGGAUUCGUAGGGAAAGAGAUGUGAUUCUAAGGGAAAUGGAAGAGGUCGAGGGUCAAACAGAGGAAGUUAUUUUUGACCAUUUGCAUUCAACUGCUUUCCAAUACACUCCUCUUGGUAGAACUAUUCUGGGACCUGCUGAUAAUGUCAAGACAAUCACCAAAGGGCAUCUGCUGAACUAUAUUCAGACACACUACACCGCCCCUAGAAUGGUCAUUGCAGCUUCUGGAGCUGUUAAGCAUGAGGAAAUUGUAGAGCAAGUAGAGAAGUUAUUUACCAAGUUAUCAUCUGAUCCAGCCACAGCUUCUCAGUUAGUUGUGAAAGAACCAGCCACUUUUACUGGUUCUGAGGUCAGAAUAAUCAAUGAUGAUAUUCCUCUGGCGCAAUUUGCAGUUGCUUUUGAGGGAGCAUCUUGGACAGAUCCAGAUUCCAUUGCUCUAAUGGUUAUGCAGGCUAUGUUGGGUUCUUGGAGCAAAAAUGCUGGGGGUGGAAAGCACAUGGGUUCUGAGCUUGCACAAAGAGUUGGCAUUAAUGAAAUUGCAGAAAGCAUGAUGGCUUUCAACACCAACUAUAAAGAUACUGGUCUUUUUGGUGUCUAUGCUGUUGCCAAGCCUGAUUGUUUGGAUGAUUUGGCCUAUGCUAUUAUGCAUGAGACAACCAAGCUAGCUUAUCGUGUUUCAGAAGCUGAUGUCAUUCGUGCUCGUAAUCAGUUAAAGUCAUCCUUGAUGCUUCAUAUGGAUGGAACUAGUCCUGUUGCUGAGGAUAUUGGCCGUCAGCUACUUACAUACGGUCGGAGAAUCCCAUUUGCUGAAUUAUUUGCUAGGAUUGAUGCUGUUGAUCCAAGCACUAUUAAACGAGUUGCAGACCGAUUUAUCUAUGACAAGGUAGCAUAUUGCAAUUGCUGCAAUGGGUCCGGUCCAGGGUUUGCCCGACUACAACUGGUUCAGACGCAGGACCUACUGGAACCGUUAUUAGAUGAUUUUGGUUUGACUUUCUCAAUGGAUUAUCACCUGUCCUUGGCAAUCACAAACUUUCCGGUACUUAUACACCAAUUUCCGGAAGCACACCUAAGGGUGGCCUUUCUAUUCGUUGUGUAGGGUUCUUAGUUUCAUCAAUUCAGUAAUAAGCAUUGCUGUCUUUAGUAUUUGUUGUGAGAAUCAGGAGACUUGGAUGAGCCUGAUGUUGAGCUGGGACCGUUUUAAUGGCAAAAUUCUGAUCAAUUUCUUUC
This is a messenger RNA of Gossypium raimondii (Peruvian cotton), 2004 nucleotides long. Its product is annotated as probable mitochondrial-processing peptidase subunit beta, mitochondrial. Gene Ontology annotation, molecular function: metal ion binding; metalloendopeptidase activity. NCBI's taxonomy places the organism in Eukaryota, Viridiplantae, Streptophyta, Magnoliopsida, Malvales, Malvaceae. Gene Ontology annotation, biological process: proteolysis. The transcript has 9 exons. Gene Ontology annotation, cellular component: mitochondrion. The record is from RefSeq and is a predicted model, not a curated record. Bases 152 to 1873 code for a protein of 573 amino acids.